CAAAUUUCAAAAACCAGAAGAAAAAGAGAGCAGAAAAAAAAAAGUGUUUCCCCCAUCGCCAUGGACGCCGAAAGGGCUGUUACCGAUCCCUGUCCUUCUUCAAAUAAUCAUGAGAAACAGCUAUCAUGGCUUUGGGUAAUCGAAUCGUUAUCCACAGCCAAACUAGUCGACUCGUCCUUCCUCAACGUUUUAAUCAGCAAGGCUUCACAGUUAACAGAAGACGAAUUGUUUGGUGAAAUGGCCAAGGAAAAGCUUGCUGUGGAUCAGUUAGAGGAUUUGAUUGGGGGAGUUGGUACCUGUAAUUUGGAGAAUGCAAGAUUUAGUUCGAAAUCAGCAAAACUUAGACUAGAUGAAUCUGAGAGAGCCCAAGACGUCCUGACGCGCCUUCUUGGCAUUAUAUGCAAGUCUAAUAUGAAAGUGUCUUUGUUGGAAUCGCUAAAGUCGGAUGUUCAGAAGUUUGUUUUGUAUAAAAGAGCAGUUUUAUCGAAAAGUAGCUUACAACAGCUGAAUAGUAAAAUUGCUUUCACAUGCUCAAGGGAGAUAAGAGGAUUGGCAAGAGAAAAUCAUCCCAACAAGAAAAUUUUGGUCGAUCCUGAAGUUCUUGAUGGUGCAAAUUCUUCAGAGAAACUAUUUAGUCAAAGGGGGGGUUCAUCAGAGAAAGAAGAACAGCAGGACCGUAGAACCAACUGUUUUGGUGGUGGUGUUAAUAUUGGUGCAGCAAAUCGUGAUGCGAGUGUGAAUUAUCUUGAGAUUCAGUCACCGGAUGAAAAUUCGCGUCACCUACUCUCUGAAGAUGGGAAUACACUCUUUCCAGAAGAUUCUUGUGGUAAAGGGUUAAUAUAUACUAGGGAGAGAUCACCUGAAGUAAAGAAGAUUCGAGGUUUGGGUGGACGCGAACUUGGUUUUGAUAUCGUUGGUAAUGCAGCUGAUAGGAGCCUUGAGCAGAGCUUGAAGGAUGGAGGAGUUCGCUUAAAACACCAAACUUCAGCCCCUAUAGUCCCUGAAAAUAUGAAUGAAACUCUGCAAGAUAGUCCUCCUGAUUCCACUCUAGUUUCUAAUGAGAAGGAAAGUAGUUGUCUCCCAGAAAUAAUGCAGGAGCAUUACUUGGAUAAAGGUGAUUCUUGUGGUGACAUUAGUCAACUCAAGCCUUUGCGGCUGAACUCAACUCCGCUUCAUGUAAAUGGCUCUGUACAGGAUCCUUCUGAGAGGGUUUUAGUAUCCAGAGAGAAGGAAGAUAGUGAAUUGGCUAAAAGAACCCUAGUGGGAGGUGUAAAUUUUGUGGACGAUGGUCAUGGUUGUGAGUGUAUCCCUUCUAAAACGCUGAAGAGGAGCAGAGAAGAUGGUGAAAUCCAGCAUACCGAGGAGGUCAUAGCUGAAGAAGCUCUGGACGCGUACCACCUUAAAAGCUCCAGCGAUACCGAGGAGGUCAUAUCAAAAGUUGGUGCAUCUACAUAUACAGCAGUGUCAAGCAAAAAUGAUGAAAAACGAGCUUGUUCCUUCGAUUCAGAGAUGGUUAUAGCUGCUAAGAAGCAAAAGUGCUUGAAUUAUAACUAUCCAUCAAGUCUAGGCGCACAAGUAAUAGGGGAGUGGACAGAAGGAAAUGUAUGCAGAAAAUGUAACAGAAGUGGUGGUAAUCUGUUGAUUUGUAGUGUUGUCAGUUGUCGUGUAGUCGUCCAUGAGAGCUGUGCAGGGUCUUCAGUAGGUGUCACCGAUUCUGGUAAGUACCACUGUCCAAUUUGCUCGUGUGUAGAAGCAAUCACAGUAUACCGUGAAACAAAGAAAAAGGCUUUCCUGGUAGAAAAAAAGGUGUUGUUUCAUAAAAAUCAGUUAUCUAAAUUUAUGUCCAUGUUGAACGAACAAGAGCAACAAUCAUCCGAGGUAAAUCCUGACAAAGAGCUGAUUAAAAAUCAGAGAGAUAUAGAAAAUCAAGCAACUGUAGAGCCUUGUACUUCUGAGCAUAGUGACGAUCUACACCGUAAAGGACUAGAGGAGAGAACUCAGUACUGUGAGAAUGCAUCGACCCUUGAAGAAAGGGCAAGGGAAAAGACCAGGAAACUAUAGAACCGUGCAGUUCUAGUUAUGAUUUAUCCCAGAGAGGAGUGAAAAAGACAACUCGUCAUUGUGAAAAUACGUCAAACAGGGAAGAAAUGGAGAAUGCUAAAUUAAUCAAAGACCAGUCAGGUGUAUUACAGGAAAGAAACAAAAAUAAUGCUACUUCUAAAUCAGCUAGCAUUACAUAUGCAAAGCCUGCUGCUGUCUGUGGGAUGCAUGCAGAUGUGGAAAAAGAAAUAGAAGAUUGGCAGUAUACUGGUAGUACACGUUUGCAACGCUUUGCUAAAAAUGAAAAUGACGUAAAAUCCAUGGAGACCAAGAGACGUCCUAGGAUUUCUACACAGAUGUAAGUGUAUAUAAUGAUAAAUUAAUCCUCUUUUGUCGAUUUUGUUCUA
Papaver somniferum (opium poppy) is the source of this 2447-nucleotide messenger RNA. RefSeq lists its product as uncharacterized. Lineage: Eukaryota; Viridiplantae; Streptophyta; Magnoliopsida; Ranunculales; Papaveraceae. The transcript is spliced from 4 exons. Bases 61 to 2061 code for a protein of 666 amino acids. The record is from RefSeq and is a predicted model, not a curated record.